AUGUCUUUAAAUGUUUCCAUAUUGCCCGAUAUCGAAGCUAUAGAAAAUUUACCACAAUAUUGUAAUUAUCACAGAUUUCUUCUGGUGGAAGAAUUGUUGCUGGUGGAUGAUUAUUCUUCCUUGCAUUACGGUAAAUGUCGUUUGAUCGGAAGGGUAUUUGCCGCACCGAAUGAAAUCUAUCUGGAAAACAUUGAGAUUCCCAAUAUUCCAGAAGAGUGCGCCCUAACUGAGGGGACAUUGCAAAUACGUUUACAUGCAACAGCUGCAUCUGCAAGCAUAUUUCCCACUCUGGAACAUGGCAAAUAUUUUGAAAUUUUAGGAGAAGUCAUAUUGCUUUCCAAUUCUAAUAAUCCAGAUAGAGAAAAUCUAACGUCCAGAGGAGUGGUAGAACGUAUGCAAUCCCCCUUAAAACCGGAAAACAAGCAAAAUUUAAUGCAAUAUUUCAAAAAACAUUACAAGCCUGCAGUAAACGUUUGGUUCGUCUCUCAAAUUAAUGAAGCACCUGAAUUAAUAUCACGUAAUUUGGAAGUGCGUAUGUUGGAGUCAAUCAGCCUUCAGUAA
Musca vetustissima is the source of this 561-nucleotide messenger RNA. RefSeq lists its product as uncharacterized. The record is from RefSeq and is a predicted model, not a curated record. The transcript is spliced from 2 exons. NCBI's taxonomy places the organism in Eukaryota, Metazoa, Arthropoda, Insecta, Diptera, Muscidae. Bases 1 to 561 code for a protein of 186 amino acids.